AUGUGGCUUACCCUCUCGCUUGUGGGUUCGUUUGCACCGUCGGCGCAGAACGCAGGCCCAUUGCUGAACCCCUGCGUGGAGCUAUCCGUGGGCAACAAGCUGCACAGCACACGCCUCCCGGUGGAAUCACGCGGUGUCACUGUCGGGGAGGGGGAGGGGGCCAGCAGGAAGAGAAGGAGCUCGGCCGUAGCGUUUCACGGCGUGACGGAACGACCACCCUACGUAGCCGAGGCCAAGCCGCUCCGGUGCACGCACUGGGGCUCGGGGGGGCGCCCAACCCGCCGCACUUGCGUCGUGGCACCCCUGGAGGAAGUCCAAGAGCUGGCUUCGGGGGCUUCGGCCGUAGGCCGGAACGGCGUUGAUCCCCGCGGGCGGGGCGGGGCAAAUAGCGGGGGCUGGAGUGAGGUCGUCCGCCGGGGAGGGGAGUCGACGGUCCAGCUGGCCAUCUGCUGGUCGCCCGCGAUUCGGCUCAAGCGGCCGCUGUCCCUGGUGGCGCGGGCGGGGAGGCUGACGGCGCAUGUGGUUUCUCGGAAGAUCGACAGGCCGGCGGCAGCGGUGCUGAACCUCGGGUUGGGCGGGGCGGAAAAGGCCUCCGAUUUUCUCUUCUUUGGAGACCCCCGGCUGAAAGCGGCCGCCCUGGUCGCGUCGGCGGUGUCCCUAUCCCUGGGGUCGGCGGUUGUCGUGGCCGCAGCGGCGUGCUUCUUGCCGGUCAUGCUGGCGCUGUCGGCGGCAGCGGCGGCGACCUUCGCGACUCUCGCGCCGCCGGCAUUGGCGUUGACCUGGGUCUUCGCGUGCACGGGCCCCGCGUGCGAGCAGCUCUGGAGACCGCUGCUGGCCCAUGGUAAGGGAGUAGAGAGGAGCCACCCACUUUCCUCGGAUUUUGCCCCGUCCACAGGCAGCUUCAUCUUGCGCGAUGCCAAUCUCUGGUGUGUGCAACCGGCGCGUGUGCACAUGUUGCCCAUCACCCUAUCGGAUCGCGUCAAGAUGUCCCCCUGAGGUCUUGACGGUGCCCUCAUUUCUCAUGGAGCUAGCUCCUCGUGCAUGUCUGAGUUGGUUGGUUUUCGUGAUUUUCUUAAAGGCGAAAAUAUCGACGGGGAACAGCGCUUGCGCUGUCGGGUCAGCCUGAUUCCGUGGGUCAUGCAUGCGCACUUCUCCUUGAGUAACUUGCUCUUUCUUUUCUGUCUCUCCGUCCCGCCGUUGGUCUUUAGGCUACUUUGAGGUAGUAGACCGUGGGUAGCCCCCUUUACUCAUUGCGGCAUGUUGUGGGUUCGAAUUCUUCUUGGGAAUGAACCGUGCGCAAUUCUUCAAUGGAAGGCGGCGAAAAUUCGCGCGUAGCCACGAUUAGAGGGAAAAUGAUAGUUAAACCCUUCUCGCGUUAAGAACCGAAGACAAGAACGGCAGGGGGAAGUACAGUAGGACAAAGCGCGAACGUCCGUGUGUUAACUUCCUCCAGUGCGACCCCGCUGGCUGAUAUGUCAAACAUAUACGGAAUGGUAUGGACCGGCGCCAGAGAACAGACACAAAUAGCACCUGAUCUUGCCAGGUCUGGACCGGAACACG
This is a messenger RNA of Ectocarpus siliculosus, 1560 nucleotides long. NCBI's taxonomy places the organism in Eukaryota, Phaeophyceae, Ectocarpales, Ectocarpaceae. The record is from the annotation of a GenBank genome assembly.